AUGGCUGACUUCCUCAGGCAAAACGCCGGUCGCUUCUUUGCCAACAACAAGAAGGGCGAGAAUGCCGAGCUGUUGGCGGACUUGAACAGCGAGUACCGAGACCGACGCAAGGAUGCCGUCAAGCGCGUCAUCGCCAACAUGACUGUCGGCAAGGAUGUCAGUUCACUCUUCCCCCAGGUCGUCAAGAACAUGCAGACUGAGGACUUGGAGAUGAAAAAACUGGUGUACUUGUACUUAAUGAACUAUGCAAAGUCGAACCCGGACUUGGUUAUUCUCGCCGUCAACACCUUCGUCAAGGAUACGGACCACGUCAACCCUUUGAUUCGCGCCUUGGCUAUCCGCACCAUGGGGUGCAUUCGUGUGGACAAGAUUCUGGAUCACAUCUGCGAACCUCUGAGAAAGUGCCUGCAGGACGACAACCCUUAUGUUCGCAAGACCGCCGCCAUUGGUGUUGCUAAGUUGUGGGACUUGGAUCAGGAGAGAGCAUUGGAGAACGGAUUCGUCACCGUCCUUCAGGAUCUUGUCUCGGACUCGAACCCCAUGGUUGUCGCUAAUGCUGUAACUGCACUGGCAGAGAUGCAAGAGUCCUCGGUGUCAAAGGAUGUCUUUGUGGUCAACGUGGCUAUUAUGAACAAGAUGUUGGCUGCCCUCAAUGAAUGCACGGAAUGGGGUCAGAUUGCGAUUUUGACCUCCCUGGCGGACUACAGACCCCUGGACUCCAAGGAGGCUGAGAAUGUUUGCGAGCGUGUUAUCCCCCGUCUUCAGCAUGCCAAUGGAUCUGUGGUUCUCUCUGCUAUCCGAGUCCUCAUGAUCUUUAUGCGCUACAUCAAGAGCGAGGACUUUAUCAAGGGCAUGAUCAAGAAGAUGUCACCUCCCCUCGUCUCCCUUCUUGCAUCGGCACCCGAAGUUCAGUACGUGUCGCUCCGCAACAUCAACCUGAUCCUUCAGAAGCGCCCCGAUAUUCUUCAGAACGACGUCCGUGUGUUCUUCUGCAAAUACAACGACCCACCAUAUGUCAAGCGUGAGAAGCUGGAGAUUAUAAUCAAGCUGUGCAACGACAAGAACAUCGAGCAGAUCCUCUCAGAACUCAAAGAAUACGCUUCGGAAGUCGAUGUUGAAUUCGUGCGUAAGGCUGUUCGUGCUAUUGGACGAUGUGCCAUUAUGAUUGACGAAGCCUCGGAGAGGUGUGUCAAUGUUCUCUUGGAUCUCAUCAACACCAAGGUGAACUAUGUCGUUCAGGAAGCUAUUAUCGUCAUCAAGGAUAUUUUCCGCAAGUACCCUAAGCGGUACGAGGCUAUUAUUCCUACUCUUUGUCAGAACUUGGAUUCUCUGGACGAGCCAGAGGCAAAGGGCUCAUUGAUCUGGAUUAUUGGAGAGUACGCUGAGCGCAUUGAGAACGCGGACGAGUUGAUUGAGAACUUUUUGGAGACCUUCCUGGAAGAAAACUCUCAGGUUCAGCUGCAGCUUCUCACAGCAACUGUGAAGCUGUUCUUGAAGAAGCCCGCCCAGUCACAGGAAAUUGUGCACCGUGUCUUGCAGACAGCCACCAACGAGAUUGAUAACCCCGAUACCCGCGACCGCGCCUACGUCUACUGGCGUUUGCUGUCAACCGACCCUCAGGCUGCCAAGGCUGUGGUCCUUUCUGACAAGCCCCCAAUCUCGGUGGAGACAAGGACAAUCUCACCUGCACUUAUGGACGAACUCAUCAACAACAUCUCGACCCUUGCGUCCGUUUACCACAAGCCUCCCAAGGCAUUCAUGGGCAACAGAGCCUUCAGCGCCGAUGCUGUCAAGACGGCCGCCGCCGCCGAUGCACGGGACGAGGAACAGAUUAUUGGAGACGCAGUGCUGGAUGCUUCAGGAGCACCAGCUCCCAAGAACGUCAUGACAGACUUGCUCGACUUGGACUUUGGAUCAUCAGAGCCAGCAUACACCUCCCCACCCGUCUCUUCCAGCAAACCUGCCAGCAACAACGGACCUAAUUAUAGCGCAGACUUGUUUGACAUGUCGUCAGAUAUGUCUGGGUCAAGCAGCAGUGUCUUUGGAGGCAUGGGAGGUAUGGGUGGCAUGGGAGGCAUGCAGCAGCAACAGACACAGCACCAACAACAGGCACCACCACCAGCAAGGAACGAUCCCUUUGGAGAUCUGGGGGGCUUGGGUGGGUUCGGCCAACCUCCACAGCAGCAGCAGCAACAGCCCACUAAGCCAACCCAGUCGUCUGCAGAGAAUGACCUUUUGGGUCUCUUUUAG
Linnemannia hyalina is the source of this 2250-nucleotide messenger RNA. Lineage: Eukaryota; Fungi; Mortierellomycota; Mortierellomycetes; Mortierellales; Mortierellaceae. The record is from the annotation of a GenBank genome assembly.